CGUACUUCGCCUUUUUCUGUGGGCGCCCGGGGGCCAUGGCGGCCGUUCGGAAGCCGGUGCUGCUCGGACUUCGAGACGCGGCAGUGCACGGCAGCCCGACGGGGCCGGACGCCUGGACCGCCAGCAAGCUGGGCGGCGUUCCGGACGCUCUGCCCGCCGUGGCGGCGCCGAGGCCGCUGUGCGAACGCUGCAGGCAGCCGCUCGCCCUGGUCGUGCAGGUGUACUGCCCGCUGGAAGCCUCCCCGUUUCAUCGGCUGCUGCACGUGUUCGCUUGCGCCUGCCCUGCCUGCGGCGACGGCGGGGCGCGCAGCUGGAAGGUGUUCCGCUCCCAGUGCCUGCAGGUGCGAGAGGAGGCGGCCCGGGACGCUCAGAAACAGGAAAGUGGCUUUGCCGCUGAGGACUGGUGUGAAGGUGCAGAUGACUGGGGCAGUGACACUGAGGAGGUGCCUUCACCACAGCUUACCUUGGAUUUUGGAAAUGAUUCUAACAGUGUCAAAGAUGUAGACUGGACUGCUCAGCUCCAAGACCUCCACCUGCAAGAUGCUGUCCAGGGUGCUGCUCAUCCUGUGCCUCCUGGGGAACAGAUGGUCUUGUCUGCUGUGGUGCCACAGUUCCUGCCCUACUACAUCUGUGUGGCAGAUGAGGAUGAUUACAGGGACUUUGUCAGUCUGGAUCAUGCCCACAGCCUACUGAGGGACUAUCAACAGAGAGAAGGAAUUGCUAUGGAACAGUUGCUUUCCCAAAGUCUUUCUAGUGAUGGAGAUGAGAAAUACGAGAAGACUGUAAUUAAAAGUGGAGAUCAGAUGUUUUACAAAUUUAUGAAGAGAAUUGCUGCUUGUCAGGAGCAGAUUUUGAGGUAUUCCUGGAGUGGAGAGCCACUCUUUUUGACCUGUCCUACAUCCAAAGUCACUGAGCUCCCAGCCUGCAGCCACUGUGGAGGCCAGAGGACAUUUGAGUUUCAGCUUAUGCCAGCAUUGGUCAGCAUGCUCAAAAGUGCUAAUUUAGGUCUUUCUGUGGAAUUUGGAACAAUUCUUGUUUACACAUGUGAGAAGAGUUGCUGGCCUCAAAAUCAUCAGACUCCCAUGGAAGAAUAUUGUAUUAUACAAGAAGACCCAGAUGAAUUAUUAUUUAAGUAGAGUAUUUCCUUUUAUUUUUAUAAAUUAAAAUAAAUUUUAAUGUCCAAA
Messenger RNA from Lemur catta (Ring-tailed lemur), 1184 nucleotides. It is a transcript of the gene PDCD2L, whose product is annotated as programmed cell death 2 like. The transcript has 7 exons. The coding region runs from base 36 to 1136 and encodes 366 amino acids. NCBI's taxonomy places the organism in Eukaryota, Metazoa, Chordata, Mammalia, Primates, Lemuridae. The record is from RefSeq and is a predicted model, not a curated record. Gene Ontology annotation, cellular component: cytoplasm.